AUGGCUGACAUUGGUGGACUAAGCCCAGAAGAAAUCAACAGAGUCAUGGAUCUGGAGUGGGAAGAGUCAGCUCAAGAGUGGGAAUGGCACGCAUUGAAUUACGUGAAUCCCAUACCUCCUCUCAUACCUUUCCCUUCUUAUUGUGUCAGUAGGCGAUGUGGAUGGUGUCGUUUCGUGAUCAAGACAGGCGAGAUCGUCAUAGCCAGGUCAUCUGGAGGGACUGAGUCUUCGACCUUUGCAUUCGGAGCUUCAUUUGAUGACAGCAAGCUAUUCGCAACUUUUAAGCGAUGCGAAAGCAAUCACAAUGCUUGUGCAACAACAGGUUAUCAUGUUGAAUGCUCUGCCAUUGCCUCAAGCCUUGGUCUCCAGAAAAACGAUUUCUUGGAUGUAGCUCGAUACUCUUACGAACCGUCGGCCAAAGAAGACAAAAGGCGAGAGGAGUGGAUUUUGAACCACUUGAACCAGCUCAUGAGCGACGAGUUCCCAAGAGUCCCGACAGAGAUAUUGUUACUAAUCAACAAACAUCUCAUCCUUCAUUAUGCGAUUGCUUCGCUGUCUUGUCUUCGUCGGCCGGGUCGGUGCACGAUUGAGCCAUUAAAAGAUGUCUGGGCAAAACACUUCAGCCUAAACGGUAACGAGUAUAUAGCCUCAUUAUCGAAUGCGCCAGAACCUGGCAGCCGACUACUCUGGAAGGCCUCGGAAAGCCGCGAAGAUAACUGUCUUUAUUUCUCAGAAGACCAUUUGGGGAUCAGACAAAUCUUCAACGAUCCAGUGGUCGCAUCAGCUGAAGAGAGAGAAUCAGGCUGGUGGCGUACACUCCCGAUAACAAGUCCAAUACUCACAUUUUCUCAUGAUGGCCUUAAAUUGCGAAGUAUUGCAGCCCUCCCGCUGCAGCCCACUAUCUGCUGGUCGUAUCCAAUGACACCGGAAUCACUGAAGAAUACCGCCUAUCAUGCCGUGACGUGGCCUUCUACAAGUCUGGGCAUGACGGUAGAAGCUCACAUGGUAGCUUUGGACUUCAAUGAACCCAACAUCGUCGCCUACUCCGCGUGUUGGUACGGCGACCGCCUCAUAGAUAUCCAUGUACACAAGACCAGAGAGUCUCUCGACUUUUACCGAGAGGCUGAAGACGAUGCAGUGGCAAGGAGUCCGACUGUAAAGUUGGGUAAUGCUUCUUCAACGUCAAAUCUUUACUGGGUUUAUCAGCCUUUGAACCCCGGAGAGAAAGUUGAACAGGUUUGGCUACGAACAGAGAACGAAACCGAUCAAGGUAACGAUUCGUAUGGAAGGCGACAAGAUCCAGUUUCAUCUCCGCAAGGAGUUGCCCUGCUGACCAGUUAUUCACGAACUCUGGUCAUGGGAAGAACUGAAACAAGUCACAGCGAGUGGAAAUGCAUAGCAAAGACCUCCUCCACAGGAUCUCUGAUGCGAGUAUUCUUCAAUCGAAGUGUGGAGGGUGUUUCCGUCUUCGCAGCCCCGACAGUACGUGGCUGCGGCAAUGAUCCUCUUCCGACAGAAGCGUCAAGCUGGACAGGCGCAGGUCAAAAUCCCAGUAAUUCAGAGGCUUCUCUUGAUGAGGUUUGGCAAGUUGUGGCUUGUAGGGAAAUAGGGGUUAAGGGCAAGGCCGAGAUCACGGGGCUUCUGUUCCAUUAUACAGAUGGCAAACAGGCAUCCGUUGGAAGGUUUCGUUUCGACCGUGCCGAUGAGCCCCUAUCAGUUGCAGAUCACUCUUGUUUUUAUAUCGGACAUAGACUUGAUGAUGAGGGGAAGUCGACUAUGGAUGCGAUAAGUUUAUCGACAUCCGACCUUGGGCAUGAAGAGGGCAUGACGUGGAACAAAGUUCCUUUGAAGGGCAUGUUUGCGUGGUAA
This is a messenger RNA of Fusarium coffeatum, 1869 nucleotides long. RefSeq lists its product as uncharacterized. The record is from RefSeq and is a predicted model, not a curated record. The coding region runs from base 1 to 1869 and encodes 622 amino acids. The transcript has 4 exons. Lineage: Eukaryota; Fungi; Ascomycota; Sordariomycetes; Hypocreales; Nectriaceae.